AUGACCACCUUUGACGAGAUCUUGGAAGAAGCAGGGAAGUUCGGUCCCUAUCAGAGGCGUAUCUUUGUCAUGCUGUGCUUGUCGUCCAUUCCCUUUGCCGGCGUGUACGUCGGCAUCGUCUUCCAGGGUUUCACCCCGGAUCACUGGUGUCGGGACUCUGCGGUGGUGGAGAGGAGGCAGGCGUGCAGCUGGAGCCUGGCGGACAGCCGCAGGCUGACGGUGCCUGUGGUCAACGUCUCUGGAGGGCUGCAGCAGAGCAGCUGUGAGCAGUACGACGUGGACUGGAACACCACGACGCUCGGCUGUGACUCGCAGGAACUGGACCUCAGCAUAACUCCUACAACUGCCUGCAAAGAUGGCUGGGAGUACGACUAUAAGGGCAGACAGUCCUUUGUUACUGAGUUUGACCUGGUGUGUUCAGAUGCUUGGUUGGUGGAUAUGUACCAGGCCACACUCAAUGUGGGCUACCUGGUUGGGAGCAUCGCCAUUGGCUACCUGGCCGACAGGUUUGGCAGGAAAAUGAGCUUCCUGAUGUCCAACGUGAUGAAUGGGAUCGCAGGAAUCCUGGUGGCCGUGGCUCCAAACUACGUGUCUUUGCUGGUUUUCAGAACGCUCUACGGGUUCGGAGUGAAAGGAGGCUGGAUGUCCGGAUACGUGCUGAUCACAGAAAUCGUGGGGGUGGAGUACAGACGCACGGUGGGAGUCAUUUACCAGAUGUUCUUCAGUAUCGGCAUCCUCAUCCUCCCUCUGCUCGCCUACUUUAUCACUGACUGGCGCUGGCUGCAGGUGGUCAUCACCGUCCCCUACAUCCUCUUCCUGUCAUACUAUUGGUUUAUCCCAGAGUCUCCAAGAUGGCUUCUCUCUCAGAAGAAAAAGUCCAGAGCUGUGGAGAUUACUGAGGCCAUGGCCAAAGAAAACAAGAUGACCCUGUCCAAGAACAUUGAGACUUUGAGAGAUGAUAACGCAGAGUCCUGCACUGCCUCCUUCAUGGAUCUGAUCAGAACUCCAAAAAUGAGAAAACACACUUUCAUCCUCAGCUACAACUGGUUCACCAGUGCUGUGGUCUACCAGGGUUUGAUCAUGAGGCUGGGUAUUCUGGGAGGAAACGUCUACGUCGACUUCCUCGUCUCCGGCCUGGUGGAGUUCCCUGCUGCGCUCCUCAUCCUCGUCACCAUCGAACGAUUCGGCAGACGCAUUCCCUUUGCCUCCGCCAACAUUGUAGCCGGAGCCGCCUGCUUCAUCACCGCCUUCAUCCCUGACAGUAUGUUCUGGUUUAAGACGGCGGUGGCCUGCAUCGGUCGGCUGGGGAUCACCAUGGCCUUUGAGAUGGUGGUGUUUGUCAACACUGAACUCUAUCCAACGUUUGUCAGGAACCUGGGAGUGUCCGUUUGUUCCACUCUGUGUGAUGUUGGAGGCAUCAUAGCUCCCUUCCUGCUCUACAGACUGGCUGUCAUCUGGCUGGAGCUGCCACUCAUCAUCUUCGGCUUUUUGGCCUUCGUGGCCGGUGGUUUGGUGCUGCUGCUUCCUGAGACCAAGGGUGUUCCGCUGCCCGACACCAUCGAUGACAUCGAGUUCCCAGAAACAGUGAAGGAGAAAGCUGCACUGAGGAGCCAGCAGUUGGCAGACCUGCUGCCCAGCAACAGCAUAUCGACCAACAAAGAACCAGCAGCUGUUUAGUCUCCUUCUGUGACCAAAGUAUUUAUUUAUGUUGCAUUACCCUUGAAGAAUUUAGGCUUUAGACUAAACUGCUGUAAAGUUUCUUUGUUAAGCCUCGGUGAUGAGUGAUGACUUAUUCAA
Messenger RNA from Perca flavescens (yellow perch), 1797 nucleotides. Its product is annotated as solute carrier family 22 member 2. Gene Ontology annotation, biological process: transmembrane transport. The transcript is spliced from 11 exons. The record is from RefSeq and is a predicted model, not a curated record. Lineage: Eukaryota; Metazoa; Chordata; Actinopteri; Perciformes; Percidae. Gene Ontology annotation, molecular function: transmembrane transporter activity. Gene Ontology annotation, cellular component: membrane. The coding region runs from base 1 to 1677 and encodes 558 amino acids.